CGUCAAGCCACGUUCUUCCUUCCUUCUCCAUACAAACGGACGUGAACUGAGUGAAGUCGGGCCAGUUUUGUUUAUAGCGGCUCUGCAGAUCUGAUUUGAAGCUGAUCUCAAACACCCUCCAUUUCUUCUCCCCUUUCUUUCUCGCUCGCUGGCUGGCUCGGUGAGUCGCUUAUCUAAGUUCUCGUUCGUUUUCUCUGUUCCAAUUUUUUUAGGUCUCAUUAAGGCUUAAGCGCUUGUCUGGAUCGGCGGCUCAGAUCCGGCUAGCUCAGAUCCAGAGCUCAUCUCUAUUUCUCAUCAGCUCCCUUUUUCUUCGCCUUCCCAAAAUUUUCCCUCCCUCUCUGUGUUCCCUCUCUUUUCUCUGCUCCUUCUUCACUUGUCUGCAAAUGCUGAGGAGCUUGAAGAAAGCAGAAACAGGCACAAACUUCAAUUAGGGCUGGUCUAAAUCGACAGUCCCCCGACUCGAAGAUCAUUUUUAUUGUAGAUUUUCGAUUCUGGGCUUGUACAAAUUUGGGUUCUUUUCGAGUCUGGCUUCUCAGAACCCUGUGGGGGUAAGACUCAGGAUCGAAGGGGGACGAUUGGGAGUGUACUUUUAACUUUUAAGCCUUCAUUUCUCUUCAACUUCUGGAGGUAAGAGCUUAACCAAAGCCUCGGUCUUUGAAGGGUUUGAAUCUAUGUUGUUAAUUUGGGUUGUAAUGGCUGAUUGGUGGGUGUAAUGUCUUAGACAGGAAAUGCUGUGACUGAGAAAAGCUGCUUUUGCUUGCUUGCUGCUAACCUCACAUGGACUGGAAUGCUAGUAACGCUUUCAAAACUUACAAAGAAAUGGAACCAAAAUCCGUGAUGGAUAUGUCACUCAUUCAACAAGUUGAUCCAGCCGACAUUGCUCUAGGCUCUUCGGAAAGGGGAAACAACUCUAUAGUCCACACAAAGCGAAAGAAGACAAUGACAUCAGUUUUCCUCAAGUACUUCGAAACUGCUUUAGAUGGCAAGAGUAGAAAGUGCAAGUUCUGUGGACAAAGCUAUUCCAUUGCCACCGCCACAGGCAAUUUGGGAAGGCACCUCAGCAACCGCCACCCGGGCUACGACAAACCCGCCAUUGUAGUAGACUCAGUCUAUGCCGCAUCAGCGCCACCACAUCAGCAACCACAACCCAUCACUGUAAUCAAGAAGGCACAACCUGAAACCAAAGCACAAAUCGACAUUGACCAUCUCAAUUGGCUGCUCAUCAAAUGGGUAGUCGUGGCUUCACUUCCACCUUCAACCAUGGACGAGAAAUGGCUGACUAACUCAUUCAAAUUUCUUAACCCAUCGGUAGAACUCUGGAACGCAGAGAAGCACAAGGCAGUGCUCCAAGAUGUCUUCAGAAGCAUGCAGGAAGACGUGAGGGCCUCUCUGGACCAGGUUUCUUCUAAGUUCUCGGUAAGCCUCGACUUUUGGAAUUCGUACGAACAAAUCUUCUACAUGAGCGUAACGUGCCAUUGGAUCGAUGAGCAUUGGUGCUUUCAUAAGGUUCUACUCGAUAUAUGCCGUGUACCUUACCCUUUUGGAGGUUCUGAGAUGUACCAGUGCCUGACCAAGGUUCUCAAGAUGUAUGGACUGGAGGACAGGGUGUUAUCUUGUACUCAUGAUAAUAGCGAGACAGCCGUUCAUGCUUGUCAUGUGCUGAAGGAUGACUUGGAUGACCUUAAAGCAGGGCCGUUUUGCUAUAUUCCUUGUGCUGCUCACAGUUUGAAUAUGAUUAUUGAUGAUGGGUUGAGGACGACAAAACCAAUGAUCUCUAGGGUACGGGAGCUUGUGCUAGAGAUGAAUUCAUCGGUUGAGAUGUUGGAUGAUUUUGUUCAGUUGAACUCGGCAUACCAGGAAGGCAGCAGUUGGAAGUUUCCUCUUGAAACUUCAACAAGAUGGAGCGGGAAUUACCAGAUGCUUGAUCUUGUGCGGAAGGCUGGUAAAUCUGUGGACGGUGUCAUGAGGAAGUACGAAGAAGUUUUAGGCAACAGGAUGACAUUAGGUUCUACAGAGAAGAAUGCAAUCACUGUUGUUCACGGAUUUCUGGAGCCCUUCCACAAGACAACAAACGACAUAUGCACAAACAAGUUCCUCACAGUUGGUUUAGUUCUCUUCUUCAUGGACCACAUUUCUGAGACGAUCAGCAUGUGCAGAGAAUCUCGCCACUCUCCAGAAUGGUUCAAAACUGUGGCAGAAGAUAUGGCCAAGAAGGCCAGAAGUUACAGCACCCAAGUCUGCAACUUAUUCACCUACAUGACUGCAAUCCUUGACCCGCGUAUAAAAACUGAGCUCAUCCCCGAGAGCCUCAGCUCGGGAGGUUACUUAGAAGAAGCAAGAGCACACUUCGUAAGAAACUACUCCACAACCCAUUUUGGCCCAUCGAUGGCGGGUGGGUAUGGUGUGCAGUCGCAGGAGAUUGAAGACAGAGGACACGCGAAUGUUUCUUUUGCCGAGGAGAUUGUGCGAAAGAGACGAAGAGCUAGUAUGAGCAAUGCGACUGACGAACUUACUCAGUACCUUACGGAGGCCCCAGCACCAAUACCGACUGAUGUUCUGGAGUGGUGGAAGGUGAACAGCACACGCUACCCUCGACUCUCAGUGAUGGCCAGAGAUUUCCUGGCAGUGCAGCCUACCUCAGUUGCGCCUGAGGAAGUGUUCUGUGGGAAAGGUGAGGAGGUUGAUAAGCAGCGGUUCUGUAUGCCACAUGAUAGCACACAAACCGUGCUUUGUGUUAGGUCAUGGAUUCAGAAGGGGAUCAAGUUUAAGUACAGAUCAACUGAGAUUGACUACGAGAGGUUGAUGGAGAUGGCCGUGGCUGCAGCAGCGGCAAGUAACAACGUUAGCAGUUCGGACAAGAAAGAAAACUGAUAUAGGUAGGACAUCGAAGAAUUGAGGCUACAGACGUGAUUAGCUUCCCUCAUGUUGUAGACUUGUUGUAACUUGUAGACAACCAUUUGUUUUAGUUUGUCUAUUGUUGUAGUAUGUAAUGCUUGUACAUGUGCAAAUACAGUUGUUUCUAACAA
Linum trigynum is the source of this 3026-nucleotide messenger RNA. The record is from the annotation of a GenBank genome assembly. Lineage: Eukaryota; Viridiplantae; Streptophyta; Magnoliopsida; Malpighiales; Linaceae.